GUUUGAUUUUAUUUUGCACCGCGGAAUGCGUUGCCCAUGUGUCCUCGUUCACAAUUUUAAAUCGGAAAGUUCCCUCAUGGACAGUCCCUCCCGUUUAAACUUUCAGAUCCAGAUCCAUCCGUCCACGGACUUCCCCGGCACGACACAGCUUUGUCUCAAGCAGCGACCCCUUCCCGUCCUCGUAUGGUUCCUGCAGGGCCUUGGCUUUUGCCCGUCCGAGAAUAGCGAGCAGCAGCAUCAGCAUCAGCAUCAGGGCCCCUAGGCCAGAGACCCGAGGUCACGUUCACGCCAGCCGGCCGAGUUGAGUCGCGUCGCACGUCGCAGGUCUGCUGCGUGUGCAUAACACCGCCGUCGGCCUGGUCGUGCAGCUCAAACAGCCCCCAACCACAGGGCGCAUGCUCCGGAGACCACGGGGUUUACCCUCCUUGCCUCGUGUCAAACACACUCUGGCAGACAAAACCCGGCCCACUGUCCACCCUUCUAGACCUCCUCGAUCGGCUGUCCGAGUUAAUCUCAUUCUCGCAACUUGCCAUACCCUGCGAUCCACCUCAUUACCGAGUAGAGACGCUGGACCGCUGGAGCCGGGCAGCACGUGGGCCACCCUGCCCGUCCACCACCACACCGUACCCGCACCGUACCCUCGUACCGUACGCUGCAUUCUGCCGCCAGCCCUUCACUAUUACCCAACCGAGACAGCCCGCCUUUUGCCUACCCGUCACAUUGAUCGUCGACGACACUUGCGACCUCGCUAGCUCUUUCUCUCCAGCCCCAGGCCUCGAGCCCUGCGUCCCUGCGUCCUUGCCCUUCCGAUCUGCUAGAUCCCAUUCCAAAUCCCUUCCUCAGCUAUGGGCCACGCUCCGGCCUACAUUUUCGUCGUAAGACACGGAAACAGACUCGACGCCGCCAACAAGCAGUGGCACCUUCAAUCGCCCACUCCCUACGACCCUCCCCUGACCUACAGUGGAUGGAACCAGGCGAGAGCGGUCGGACAGAGGAUCGGCGAGAUCUUGCGUGAUGGUGACAAGGAGAGGGACAAGCAACAGCAAUCCGGCUCGCCUGCCACUGACGGCACCUCGAGAAAGCGUCGCAAGUACAAGGUCGUCAUACACAGCUCGCCCUUUCUGCGCUGCAUCCAGACUUCGAUAGGCAUCAGCGCCGGACUGGCCUCCAUACCUGAGCCUGCACCGCCCACCGUCGCUCGAACAUCCUCGACACAUUCAGCCACAAACCCUCGUAUCCCCGCGACAACUCAGCCAGACGUUUCCGUGCCGCCACCCACCCCUCCCACAAGCUCGCGUCCCGGCUCGAGACCAAGCUCUGAUAUCCAAAAGACCGUGCUGAGGCUCGAUGCCUUCCUCGGAGAAUGGCUCACCCCGGGCUACUUCGAGCUCAUCACUCCGCCGCCUGGUUCGGGUCUGAUGCUUGCCAGUGCCAAGGCGGAAUUGCUGCGGAAGGAAGACUACACAAGUUAUCCCGGCCUGUAUGCACACAAUCCCCAAUACAGCUCAUCAUCAUCUGGGGCCGCGGCUGGUCAGAUGUGGGGCCAGUCCUCGGCCACCGCAACACCUGAAGCUGGGCUCGAGAAUUUGGGCAGCCUCGCCGAAGCUAUGAGGCGGGCCGGCCGGAGCGCCAGCGUGACGAGUAACGGAGAGUCGCGCCUGAUCACCGGCGGUGCCUAUGUUGCCCCAGUCCCCUCGUAUGCGCUCUCGCAUAAUGCGGAGAUACCCAGGGGAUAUGUCCCACAUGCUAGAGACAACUGCUGUGAUAUUGACUACCAAUGGGACUCGAUGCGUGAGCCUUUGGACUGGGGUGAUGGAGGUUCCUAUGGCGAGGAGUGGACCGCGAUGCACCACAGAUUCCGCAAGGGUCUGCAAAACCUGGUCGACUGGUACGCCACUCACGAGCAGCCCGCGGAGAUGGUGACCAAGGAGAGGCGGGAUAGCGUUACGGCGAACGAGGACGCGAUCAUCGAUGACGAGGAGGAUGACGCUGAGACGGAGUCGGUGGUCAUUCUCGUCUCUCACGGUGCUGGCUGCAAUGCCCUCAUCGGAGCCAUCACACACAAGCCUGUCUUGACAGACGUCGGCUUGGCUUCGCUGACAUCGGCGGUACGAAGGCCGGGCCUGGACGAAACAAGCCAUGGAACAGGUUCUGACCGUACCAGAGGUGCCAAUGGCGCCCUCGCCGACGCACCUUCCGGUCUGGUUGCGAUCCAUCAGUGUUAUGACCUCAAGCUUUUCGCAAGUACCGAACACCUGACCUCCACAAGAUCGGGGCGGUCGGGGUCUGUGACGGCACAAAAUCGAGGACGUCUCUCCAACGCAUUCGCAUCGUCUCCCUUGAAUGGGAAUGACGGUUCUGGCAGUCGAAGUUCCUCUGCAGCUGCCAGCCUGGGCAGCAUGAGGCGAGAUUCGGGGGCUUCGUCGCGGCUGCCGAGCCGGCUCGGGCUGAACACGAACGGUAUGAGCAGCGGAGGUAUCACGGUUGGAAGCGGCGUGACUUCUUUCCUGAAGCAGACGCCCACGUCGACCAUCGGUGGGCUCUGGUCCCCGCUUCGAAAUACUCUGGAUACGCCGGAUGAGGGUGACGAUGACGACUUCCUCCCGAACUUUACCAGCUUCGACAUCGUGUCGCCAAGCACGAAAGCUGAUGAUGCUGCGAAGUCAACCGCUGAACCGCCAAGCACCCCAAAGACAAAUGGGAAUGGUACGGGCAGGAACAGGGCAGACAGUCGCGUAUCCCCGCGGGCAAUACCUCAGAAUGAGUCUUUUCACCCCGAGGAGGAAGAACGCAACGCGGUGCCCGCCCUGCCUCAGCUAGGUUCGGGGACGGGCGGCUUAUGGGGGAGCCCCAAGCCCCUUGGAACGACUGAGAUACCGCGUGAUCUGACAUCCCCAAAACGGAGAUGGACAGUGACUGAGAGAAUGACUUGAUCUUUCAUGAUGGAAUUCAGCAUCCCCAACUCUUUCCAGUUGGUCUAAUACCGAGACGUCCGCAUUAUGAAUUGGGUGGCAUAGCAUAUUAUGGGGUAUAUCGAAAGGAAAACCACAAAAAGUUCUGUCUGUAUCGGAGCAUGGCGCUCUUCGCCACUGUACGACUGCAGAAAAGUAGAUGAUAUUUAAUGAAAAGUUGUCCGAGAAGAUCA
Messenger RNA from Diaporthe batatas, 3145 nucleotides. RefSeq lists its product as uncharacterized. The record is from RefSeq and is a predicted model, not a curated record. The coding region runs from base 846 to 2933 and encodes 695 amino acids. NCBI's taxonomy places the organism in Eukaryota, Fungi, Ascomycota, Sordariomycetes, Diaporthales, Diaporthaceae. The transcript is spliced from 2 exons.